Molecule: messenger RNA, 522 nt
Organism: Stereum hirsutum FP-91666 SS1
Lineage: Eukaryota; Fungi; Basidiomycota; Agaricomycetes; Russulales; Stereaceae
Exons: 3
Coding region: 1-522 (173 amino acids)
Source: RefSeq, a predicted model, not a curated record
AUGGCCCCCCCUCUCAACCUCGUCCCCCAGGUCCAGCUUACCAGUCACAACUGCCUUGAAGGCGGCAUACCCCCUCGCUUCCCUUCUGUUAUCUUCCAUACGACGACUUCUCGCGGACCGAGUCUUGGUGUCAACGCGGCCGAACUGGCCUACAGAGGUCACGCACACUUCGGACAGUUUCUUCAUAACAACUUUGACUGCCCUCUUCCCGGCUGCUCUAAAAUUUCACUCCAUCUAUCGUGGCCCGGUUACCCUGACUGCAACACCGUCUUUCCCAUCGAUGUCAUUUCUCCAAAGGGCGGACCUGCAACCAGGAUGGACAUCAUCAUUGCAAUUGUGGAAGCGAUUACGACCUUCUUCCAGAGAGCGUGCAAGCACACGGUUCAGGCCCAGCACGCUCAGUGGAAAAUCGCGAAAGACAGGGAUGGGAUUAUGGUCCAGGAUUUAUGGAUUAUCUCCAUGAACAACAAGUGUGGCGACAUGUGGCAAGUGGACCUGAACUACAUACCCUCUCGCCACUGA